This is a messenger RNA of Anopheles maculipalpis, 1719 nucleotides long. RefSeq names its product cryptochrome-1 (gene cry). Gene Ontology annotation, biological process: circadian regulation of gene expression; entrainment of circadian clock by photoperiod. The transcript has 5 exons. The record is from RefSeq and is a predicted model, not a curated record. Gene Ontology annotation, cellular component: nucleus; cytoplasm. Gene Ontology annotation, molecular function: DNA binding; FAD binding. Lineage: Eukaryota; Metazoa; Arthropoda; Insecta; Diptera; Culicidae. Bases 82 to 1719 code for a protein of 545 amino acids.
AAAUACGCAGUUGCUGUGGUUCGAUCAGAAGUCCGCUAGGAGGCGCGUGUAUAGAAAGUGCGUGCGUGCGUGCGUGAAAAAAUGACAAUCAAUAAUAUAUUGUGGUUCCGCCAUGGGCUUCGGUUGCACGAUAAUCCGAGCCUACUCGAGGCGCUUCGAAGCGAUUGCAUGAAUCAGUCGAGCGAAGCGGUGAAGCUCUUUCCGAUCUUCAUAUUCGAUGGAGAAAGUGCGGGCACCCGAAUUGUUGGGUACAACCGGAUGAAGUUUCUGCUGGAAUCGUUGGCCGACCUUGACCGACAGUUUCGCGAUCUUGGCGGGCAGCUGCUGGUGUUCCGUGGCGAUAGCGUUACUGUGCUGCGCCGUCUGUUCGAGGAGCUGAACAUCAAGAAGCUAUGCUUCGAGCAGGACUGCGAACCGAUCUGGAAGGAGCGUGACGAUGGGGUGGCACAACUGUGCCAGAAGAUGGACGUCCGGUGCGUGGAGAAUGUGUCGCACACGCUCUGGAACCCAACCGAGGUGAUACAGACGAACGGAGACAUACCACCGCUGACGUAUCAGAUGUUUUUGCAUACCGUUAACAUCAUUGGUGAGCCACCGCGCCCGGUCGGUGCACCCAACUUCGAGUACGUUGAAUUCGGCCGUAUCCCGGCAAUACUCGCUUCCGAGCUAAAGCUUUGUCACAAGAUACCCGUCCCGGAAGAGUUUGACAUUUUCUACGAGGGUAAUGCAAACAUUGCCUUCCAGAAGUGGGUUGGUGGUGAAACGCGUGCCCUGGAAGCGCUUGGCGCACGGCUAAAGCAGGAAGAGGAAGCAUUCCGCGAGGGUUACUACUUGCCGACGCAGGCUAAACCGGAGAUUCUUGGUCCCGCCACGUCCAUGAGUGCUGCCCUGCGCUUUGGCUGUCUUUCCGUGCGCAUGUUCUACUGGUGUGUGCAUGAUCUGUUCGAAAAGGUACAGGCGCACAGCCAGUUUAAGUACCCGGGCGGACAUCACAUUACCGGGCAGCUGAUAUGGCGCGAAUACUUCUACACGAUGUCGGUACAGAACCCGUACUAUGGUGAAAUGAAACGCAACCCGAUCUGUCUCAACAUUCCAUGGUACACACCGGAGGAUGAUUCGCUCGCCAGGUGGAAAGAAGGCCGGACGGGCUUCCCGAUGAUUGAUGCGGCCAUGCGGCAACUGUUGGCCGAAGGUUGGCUCCAUCAUAUAUUGCGCAACAUCACCGCGACCUUUCUCACACGCGGUGGACUUUGGUUAAGCUGGGAGGAGGGUUUGCAACAUUUCCUCAAGUACCUGCUAGAUGCCGACUGGUCCGUGUGUGCCGGCAACUGGAUGUGGGUAUCUUCGUCCGCAUUCGAGCGUCUGCUCGAUUCGUCCAAGUGCACCUGCCCGAUCGCUCUCGCUCGCCGGCUCGAUCCGAAGGGUGACUACGUCAAACGCUAUUUACCCGAGCUGACCAACUAUCCGGUGCAGUUUGUGCACGAACCAUGGAAAGCUUCCCGGGAGCAGCAGAUUGAGUAUGGAUGCGUGAUUGGCGAACACUAUCCAGCGCCUAUGGUUGAUUUGGCAAGCGUUUCCAAACGCAAUGCGCACACUAUGGCCUCACUGAGGGACAAGCUGGUCGAUGGUGGUUCAACACCGCCGCAUUGCCGCCCAUCGGACAUUGACGAGAUACGGCAGUUCUUCUGGCUGGCGGAUGAUGCCGUGACGGAAGCAUAA